Molecule: messenger RNA, 1167 nt
Organism: Lagenorhynchus albirostris (white-beaked dolphin)
Lineage: Eukaryota; Metazoa; Chordata; Mammalia; Artiodactyla; Delphinidae
Gene: COX7A2L
Product: cytochrome c oxidase subunit 7A-related protein, mitochondrial
Exons: 3
Coding region: 89-433 (114 amino acids)
Biological process (GO): mitochondrial respirasome assembly; mitochondrial electron transport, cytochrome c to oxygen; regulation of oxidative phosphorylation
Source: RefSeq, a predicted model, not a curated record
UGAGUCUUCGGCAGACACCCGGGAAAGCGGGGUCCUUCUCUGGGGCGGUCGCGCGGGCAGUGGCUCCCUGAAGUCGACACCGGGCAACAUGUAUUAUAAAUUUAGUAGCUUCACGCAGAAACUGACGGGAGCGUGGGCUUCCGACGCUUAUAACCCUCAGGGAUUAAGGCCUGUGGUUUCCACAGAAGCACCGCCUAUCAUAUUUGCCACACCAACUAAACUGAGUUCCAAUUCUACUGCAUAUGAUUAUGCUGGGAAAAAUAAAGUUCCAGAGCUGCAGAAGUUUUUCCAGAAAUCCGACGGUGUGCCCAUCCACCUGAAACGAGGCUUGCCUGACCAAAUGCUUUACCGGACAACCAUGGCGCUGACUGUGGGAGGGACCAUCUACUGCCUGAUCGCCCUCUACAUGGCAUCACAGCCCAGAAACAAAUGAGUUAGGCUGCAGAGGACUGGUUUGCUUUUUAGCAUAAAUCCUUUGAAUUUUCAUUUUUCAUUAUUUCUGUAAAAAAAAUUUUUUUUUUAACUUGAAUGGCCUACUUAACAUUCUUCAAGAAAAACAAAUUAAGACAGUAUUUUGGUUUGUUAUGAAAUGCACAUGGCCUGGCAGAGCUCAUUCGACAGUUAAAACUAUUGUUUAAAGAAAUGCUGCUGCUCUCUGCAUUUGGGCUUCUGAUUUCCCUGGAGGUUCUGAAUGAAGGUUACACACAGUCUCAUUAUGGCAGUCUGUGCUGAGGUCCUUGGGGACUUUUGGUGGAGUUUUGAGCUUGGGAUGGAGAAGCCUUUUUGGAUUUGGAUGUGACUGAGGAAGGAAAACAACCUAAGGCCAGGCACGUGAGAUGAGAGAUUUUGAGUUAGUAGUCACGUUGGGGAUUUUUCCAUCCUGCAGUAAAAUGUUAAUAGAGAUUAUUUGCAGUCUGCCUCUGUUCAUUGGGCAGUUUGUUUCAAAGGGUUAUUUGCGUCAUCUCAGAUCUUUAGUGAAAUUUUAUGUGUAAUUGCUAUGUAUUUAUUCCACCAUGGGAACAGAGAACACCUGUUUAGUGUUGCACUUUAGACCAAUGUCUGUUUUAUUAAUACAGCUGUGACACAAAUUCUCCUUUACCUUUUAAAAAUGUUAUGGCUUUAAAUUAUGAUUUAUUUUAAUUGUGGAAUAAAUACAUGAAUGAAAAA